Messenger RNA from Actinia tenebrosa (Australian red waratah sea anemone), 814 nucleotides. Its product is annotated as thioredoxin domain-containing protein. NCBI's taxonomy places the organism in Eukaryota, Metazoa, Cnidaria, Anthozoa, Actiniaria, Actiniidae. The record is from RefSeq and is a predicted model, not a curated record.
UUCCCAAACAAGCGCAGUAUUCAAAAUGGCGGCUGUAUUGUCCUUUCUUCACGUUUUAGUUUUUGUUGUUGUUUUUAGCUUUUUAUCCGCAGAAGAUGAACUAAAAACUCUUGAUGAUAUCAACUUUGAGCAUCUCACACAAGCUUCUACGGGUGCUACUACUGGGGAUUGGUUGAUUGUUUUCUCAAGGGACCAUAAUGACUGUUCCCAGUGUAAGGAUGUGGAAAAUAUAUUCAUAAAGCUCAGUGCCAAAUUUCAACAUAAGCUAAAUAUAGCAAAAGUACUACCAUCAAGCAAAUUGACCAUAAAAAGAUUUGAAAUUACCAAAUGGCCAGCUGUUUCUCUGUUUCACCAUGGACAUCAAUAUUACUACACUAGUGAUCAAUAUUCAGAAGAGUCUUUGACGGUUUUCUCAAAAGACUACGAUAAACAACCAAACAGAAAAGUCCCUGAUCCAAUCACAAUGUUUGAUGUUAUUGUUGAAGACAUAAUGGAUGAUGUUAAGCACGUCAUCCAUGUGCGGAAGAAUGCCGCCUUAAUAAUAUUCUUUUCUGGUAUUCUAUUUGGUUUGAUGUUGAUGCCCAUCUUGAAAUGCGUCGCUGACUUUCUCAUCUCGACGUUCAGUCACGAUGAAGAAGAUGAUGAGGAUGAAAAAGAAGAUGAAGACAAUGAAGUAGAAGAAAAGGAAGAAGAGAAAAGCAAAGAACAAAAGAAAGAUGAUUAAAAUCUUCGUUGUUGUGUGAUCUGUGUUGUAUGUCGCAUAUUUCUAGUGUUAUCAUCGUUUGUCAAUUAAAAAAAAAAAUCAUUUUCUAUU